This is a messenger RNA of Mastomys coucha (southern multimammate mouse), 2154 nucleotides long. RefSeq names its product eukaryotic translation termination factor 1 (gene Etf1). NCBI's taxonomy places the organism in Eukaryota, Metazoa, Chordata, Mammalia, Rodentia, Muridae. Bases 428 to 1642 code for a protein of 404 amino acids. Gene Ontology annotation, molecular function: sequence-specific mRNA binding; translation release factor activity, codon specific. The record is from RefSeq and is a predicted model, not a curated record. The transcript has 11 exons. Gene Ontology annotation, biological process: cytoplasmic translational termination. Gene Ontology annotation, cellular component: translation release factor complex; cytosol.
UCCGCCCGCCGCCUUCCACUCCGCCCCUGGCGGAGGAAGUGAGAUCAGAGGCCCCAUGUGAGCGGAUUGCAACACAUGCAGCUGCCUGGAGAGAGGGAGCCGGUGUCCUACGUCAGAGCCGCCGCCGCCGCGGAGCCGCCGCCGGGGAGGAGCAGCCGCUACCGCCCAGGACUGGGCCCUUAGGGAGGAGGAGGCGAGAAGAUGGCGGACGACCCCAGUGCUGCCGAUAGGAACGUGGAGAUCUGGAAGAUCAAGAAGCUCAUUAAGAGCUUGGAGGCGGCCCGCGGGUGAGCGCCGCGUCCGGCACCCCCGUGCCCUCUUGGAUCCGGGACCCCUCAGGAUGGCCGCCCCCGCGCCGCAUGGCCGGAUGAGGAGAACCCGGCACUAGCCAACUCCCGCCUUCUGGACCUCUGGCAAUGGCACGAGCAUGAUAUCGCUGAUCAUUCCUCCAAAAGACCAGAUUUCACGAGUGGCAAAAAUGUUAGCAGACGAGUUUGGAACUGCAUCUAACAUUAAGUCACGAGUAAACCGCCUUUCAGUCCUGGGGGCCAUCACAUCUGUACAACAGAGACUCAAACUUUAUAACAAAGUACCUCCAAAUGGUCUGGUUGUUUACUGUGGAACAAUUGUAACAGAAGAAGGAAAGGAAAAGAAAGUUAACAUUGACUUUGAACCUUUCAAACCAAUUAAUACAUCAUUGUAUUUGUGCGACAACAAGUUUCAUACAGAGGCUCUUACAGCGUUACUUUCAGAUGACAGCAAGUUUGGUUUUAUUGUAAUAGACGGCAGUGGUGCUCUUUUUGGCACGCUCCAAGGAAACACCAGAGAAGUCCUGCACAAAUUCACUGUGGAUCUCCCAAAGAAACACGGCAGAGGAGGUCAAUCAGCCUUGCGUUUUGCCCGUUUAAGAAUGGAAAAGCGACAUAACUAUGUUCGGAAAGUAGCAGAGACUGCUGUGCAGCUGUUUAUUUCUGGAGACAAAGUGAAUGUGGCUGGUUUGGUUUUAGCUGGAUCAGCUGACUUUAAAACUGAACUAAGUCAAUCUGACAUGUUUGACCAGAGGUUGCAAUCUAAAGUUUUAAAAUUAGUUGAUAUAUCCUAUGGUGGUGAAAAUGGAUUCAACCAAGCUAUUGAAUUAUCUACUGAAGUUCUCUCCAACGUGAAGUUCAUUCAAGAGAAGAAAUUAAUAGGGCGAUACUUUGAUGAAAUUAGCCAGGACACGGGCAAGUACUGUUUUGGAGUUGAAGAUACACUAAAGGCUUUGGAAAUGGGAGCUGUAGAAAUUCUAAUAGUUUAUGAAAAUCUGGAUAUAAUGAGAUACGUUCUUCAUUGCCAAGGCACAGAAGAGGAGAAAAUUCUCUAUUUAACUCCAGAACAAGAGAAGGAUAAAUCUCACUUCACAGACAAAGAGACUGGACAGGAGCAUGAACUGAUAGAGAGCAUGCCCCUCUUGGAAUGGUUUGCUAACAACUAUAAAAAAUUUGGAGCUACACUAGAAAUUGUCACAGAUAAAUCACAAGAAGGAUCACAGUUUGUGAAAGGAUUUGGUGGAAUUGGAGGUAUCUUGCGGUACCGAGUAGAUUUCCAGGGAAUGGAAUACCAAGGAGGAGAUGAUGAAUUUUUUGACCUUGAUGACUACUAGGUAGUCGACAUGGGUCCGGCAAAAUGUGCCUCACCCUCCAGCAUUCAACCCAAGGAGCAUACCCGUGGAGGAAUCCAAACAGAUCCCUGCCUUACAAUUGGAACAUUUCCAGAACUUAAUCCGUGAGCAUUGGAUACUGAAAAGAAAAGUGAAACAAAACCAGACCCGACCCUACACUUUGGUUUGUCGUGGUGUCAGCGCAGCAGCCGACAACUAACUCCCUAAAGGCCACUUUGGACUCAUUUAAAAAGAAUCCCAGUUUUUACUUUGACUUGAUGGUAAAAUUGGUUGCUCUUGUAUUUUAUGAAAAAAAAUGAUUUUUUUAACCUUCAUACAUAGAAGCAAAAUACUUUAACUGCUGUAAACCUUCAAAGUUAGUAGAAGUGAGGUCAUACUGGUUUGUUUCUUCCUUUGAUCGGAGAAUAACUAAAUUGCUGCAUUUCGCAGUGACCCAUUUACAUGGCAUUCUCGGCUUAGACUGCACAAGAAGAAAUAUAUGUGAAAUAUUGGAA